Molecule: messenger RNA, 1404 nt
Organism: Oppia nitens
Lineage: Eukaryota; Metazoa; Arthropoda; Arachnida; Sarcoptiformes; Oppiidae
Product: CD81 antigen-like
Exons: 4
Coding region: 487-1314 (275 amino acids)
Cellular component (GO): membrane
Source: RefSeq, a predicted model, not a curated record
UCAAUUUUUUCUCUGACCCUCUCCUAUCUCUCACAUAUAAUACCGAUUCCUCAAUACUACUGAGUCGAGUAAUAUAGACUCAGAGCAUACUCUCUGUUGUUGUCAGUAUUAGCUCAAACUCAAACUCCGAGUACCAGAAGAGAGAUAGAGAAAGAAAGAGAGAGAGAAAUACAUAGAGAGAGUCAAAGGCCUUCAUCUGAAUUCAUGUAUUGAGUAGAGUCUCCUCUGUCUCUGUAAAUGCACUUUACAUAUGAGGUGAAGAUAUUGCUCGAGUAUAUCGUGAAUGGAGUGCUGAGUGUGUGAUAUACAAGAGCUGUGUUGUUGGGAAAGGCAUAGUUGUCGAGGAAAGACAUCAAUUAUAACAUUACUAUUUGACUAUUUGUUUGUGUUUUAGUGAUAUUAUAAUUAACACAAAUUUAGUCAUUUUUUUAUUGAACUAUAGUGUUGUUUGUGCUAAUAGUGAUCGACAUAAAAAUCGGACUAAUAAUGCUCUCGUGUAUCAAAUAUGUGGUAGUUUUCUAUAACUUUUUAUUUUGGUUAUUGGGUGUCGUAAUACUGGGACUGUCUGCCUAUUUAUGGUGGGACUCCCAGAACUACCUGGACCUGAACGAAGUGGGCCAAUACUAUGUAACCCCUUUCAUAGUGCUUCUCAUACUCGGAGGUGUGAUGACUGUCGUCGGAUUUCUCGGCUGUUGUGGUGCCGUUAGAGAGUCGUCAUGUUUAUUGGGAACCUACUUUCUGUUUUGCGUAACGAUGUGUGUCGCGUGUGGGGCAUCACUAUUUUGGGCCAUUCAUAAUGAACACACUGUAAAGGAUCGUAUAAAACGUGAUACUCAAAAAUUAAUUCAAGUAAACUAUGGGACCGGUAAUACCAAUGCCACUGAAAUGCUUGUGGACCGCAUUCAACGUAACCUCAAGUGUUGUGGUGCCGAAGGACCCAUUGAUUGGCUCAACUCAAGCUAUAAUAAGGAAGCAAACAGUUCAGUCCGAUCGCCUGAAUUUGGUAUCGGAGCCGAUUCGUCGAGAGGUUCAUACCGUAUACCACAUUCCUGUUGUUUGGAGCCUAACUCUGAAACCUGUGCACUACAGACCCAAAACCUCUCGUCACAGAACCAACAAAGAAAUUCUGUUGAAAAUCUAAUUAACCAAAAAGUCAUUCACGGAACGGGAUGUCUGACUAAAUUUGAACAAUUCAUGGAAGACAAGUGGCAAUGGAUUCUCAUAACGGGAGGCAUACUCAUCGGGGUUCAGGUGUUUGCACUCAUUUUUGCGUGUGUCCUGUGCUGUGCUAUCUCACGGGUUGGAGAUAAAUAACCGGUAGUCUAUAAUCUAAGUGUUAUUAAUUUAUAUAUAAAAUGGUUAUUAAUUAGUCUUGAAUUGAUUUAAAAUAACUAAAUUGUCGUA